Mangifera indica (mango) is the source of this 1195-nucleotide messenger RNA. RefSeq names its product ras-related protein RABA5c. The record is from RefSeq and is a predicted model, not a curated record. NCBI's taxonomy places the organism in Eukaryota, Viridiplantae, Streptophyta, Magnoliopsida, Sapindales, Anacardiaceae. The coding region runs from base 91 to 747 and encodes 218 amino acids. The transcript is spliced from 3 exons. Gene Ontology annotation, cellular component: endosome. Gene Ontology annotation, molecular function: GTPase activity; GTP binding.
GUGCGCUACGUCUAAUUAAUUCACUCGUUGAGACAACUUUCUUUCUCACUCUCUCUCUCUCCCUCAAACGACACCAAAGCAAUCGAAAUCAUGUCCUCUGACGACGAGGGCGGCGAGGAGUAUCUCUUCAAGAUCGUCAUAAUUGGCGAUUCCGCGGUCGGCAAAUCCAAUCUCCUCUCUCGCUACGCUCGCAACGAGUUCAAUCCUCACUCGAAGGCCACCAUUGGCGUCGAGUUUCAGACGCAGAACAUGGAGAUCGACGGCAAAGAGGUCAAAGCUCAGAUUUGGGACACCGCCGGUCAAGAACGGUUCCGUGCUGUCACUUCUGCUUACUACCGCGGCGCUGUGGGUGCUCUCGUUGUGUAUGAUAUUAGUAGGAGAACUACUUUUGAUAAUGUCGGUCGAUGGCUUGAUGAGCUGAAGACUCACUCUGAUACCACUGUGGCAAGGAUGCUUGUGGGGAACAAAUGUGAUUUGGAGGAUAUAAGGAACGUGAGCAUAGAGGAAGGGAAAAGCCUUGCUGAAUCAGAAGGAUUUUUCUUCAUGGAAACUUCUGCUUUAGAUUCAACAAACGUUAAAACGGCAUUUGAGAUAGUUAUCAAAGAGAUUUACAGCAACGUGAGCAGGAAGGUCUUGAACUCAGAUACUUACAAAGCCGAAUUAUCCAUCAACCGAGUAACGCUAGCAAAAAAUGACCCGGAUGGAUCGAAGCAAACAGGAAAGUAUCUUUCUUGCUGUUCAAGUUGAUCACUGUGCAUCAAGUGUACAAGUUGAAGAAGAGAGGAGCAAAUUUGGGCAAAAUGGUUAAAGUUGGUGCAUAUGGAAAAAGAUAGUAGAUGGAUUUCUUUGUUUCAUUAUUUACUUCCAAAUCUUGAAUAAGAAGGCAAUUAAGACUAUGAUGAUGCAACAUUAAUUGGUAAGGUUGGCGAAUCAUGAGAUUAUCGAAACGUAGUUAAAAUUUAUACUAAUGCUUCAAAAAAAUAAUAAUAAUAAUAUAAUAUUAAAUAAUUCAAUAUUGUUUAGUGAGAAAUUCAAAUGGCCCCCCAAUAUAUAAUGUUGUUUUGAGUAAAUGUAAUUUAUAGGUGUAGUAUUUUAAUAGGAGUAAAGAAAAUGGCAAUUGUUUGUUGAUGUGAUGUGACCUGACCACGUGAUUGUGAUUGAUAUUUUGCAUCAAUGUCAUUAAACUUAGAUUCAA